UGACGGGCCCUGCUCCUCAGUAGCUAUGACUUUACGGCUGGUGGUGCUGGGAGCUUUGCUCUGCUCCUGGACGGUUUCUUCUGAAGUCGUACCACAGGCAGACUUUAAUUUACAAGGGAUGGCAGGGAAGUGGUACCUGAUUGGAUUUGCCUCUAACGCAGAGUGGUUUGUCAACCACAAAGCCACCAUGAAGAUGGGCACGGCCAUGAUGACCCCAACUGCUGAUGGGGACCUGGACAUUUCCUACGCCAGUCGCAAGUCUGAUGACACUUGUUGGAGACUAAACAACCUGGCCAAGAAGACUGAAACACCGGGAAGGUUCACAUACACAAGUGAGCGCUGGGGUCAGGAGUUUGACAUGAGAAUGGUGGAUGUGAAGUAUGACGAGUACGCGCUCACUCACACCGUUAAGACCAAGGGGACUGAUCCCACCAUAAUCACCAAACUAUAUGGCCGUGGAGUGACUCUCAGCCCUGAAGUGCUGGAGAAUUUCAGGCAGUUCUCCUUGGGGACUGGCAUCCUGCCUGAAAAUAUUUCUUUCCUUCCCCACAUUGCGGAGUGUCCAGCUGAGUAGUUUUCUGCCCGGGUCAUUGCAUGUCAACAAAGCUGUCUGAAGACUAAUUGAAUAUUCCACAUCUAUCGAGGUCACUACCAUCAACUCAGUUCAGUUCACCUAAUCUGCUCUUUCAAAUGUUGUUUUAAGAGCCUCAUGCCACUUGACUUGAUAUGAAACCUGGUUUCAAUACACAAUGCUUUGCUUUUAUCUGCCCUCAGCAGUAACGGUCCUUGAAGAUCCCCUUCAGACAUGUUUUGAGACAUAAAAUGCUCUGCUUUAAAUA
Molecule: messenger RNA, 839 nt
Organism: Plectropomus leopardus (leopard coralgrouper)
Lineage: Eukaryota; Metazoa; Chordata; Actinopteri; Perciformes; Serranidae
Product: lipocalin-like
Molecular function (GO): small molecule binding
Source: RefSeq, a predicted model, not a curated record